CUGGCCGGCCGUCGCGGACUCGGGAGAUGGAGGAAAAGGAGAUAUUACGGCGGCAGAUCCGCCUACUGCAGGGUCUGAUUGAUGACUACAAAACCCUCCACGGCAAUGCCCCGGCCCCUGGUACCCCAGCAGCUUCUGGGUGGCAGCCACCCACUUACCACAGUGGCAGAGCCUUUAGUGCCCGCUACCCUCGUCCAAGCCGGAGGGGCUACUCUUCCCACCAUGGGCCUUCGUGGCGCAAGAAAUACUCCCUCGUGAAUCGGCCCCCGGGACCCUCAGACCCUCCUGCCGACCAUGCUGUGCGGCCGUUGCACGGGGCCCGGGGGGGCCAGCCUCCUGUCCCGCAGCAGCAUGUCCUUGAGAGACAGGUCCAGCUCAGUCAGGGUCAGAACGUGGUCAUCAAAGUUAAACCGCCAUCAAAGUCUGGCUCUGCCAGUGCCUCAGGGGCCCAGCGGGGCUCUUUGGAAGAAUUUGAGGAAACCCCCUGGAGUGACCAAAGGCCCCGGGAAGGUGAAGGUGAGCCCCCUCGGGGACAGCUGCAGCCCUCGAGGCCAACAAGAGCCAGGGGGACCUGCAGUGUGGAAGAUCCUCUUCUGGUCUGCCAGAAGGAGCCUGGUAAGCCCAGGAUGGUGAAGUCAGUGGGCAGUGUGGGCGACAGCCCCCGGGAGCCCCGCCGGACAGUCAGUGAGAGUGUGAUUGCCGUCAAGGCGAGCUUCCCAUCCUCCGCUCUGCCCCCACGCACUGGCGUGGCCCUGGGCCGGAAGCUGGGUUCUCAUUCCGUGGCCAGCUGUGCUCCACAGCUCCUUGGGGACAGGAGAGUAGAUGCUGGCCACACAGAUCAGCCAGUUCCGUCUGGCUCAGUGGGGGGCCCCGCCAGACCGGCCUCAGGACCCAGGCAGGCCCGGGAGGCCUCGCUGGUUGUGACCUGUCGAACUAACAAGUUCCGGAAAAACAACUACAAAUGGGUGGCUGCCUCCUCGAAGAGUCCCCGGGUUGCUCGGAGGGCCCUCAGUCCCAGAGUGGCUGCAGAGAAUGUGUGCAAGGCCUCUGCUGGCAUGGCAAACAAGGUGGAGAAGCCGCAGCUCAUAGCUGACCCAGAGCCCAAGCCCAGGAAGCCAGCCACGUCCUCCAAGCCAGGGUCUGCCCCCAGCAAGUACAAGUGGAAGGCCUCCAGCCCCUCUGCCUCCUCCUCUUCCUCCUUCCGUUGGCAGUCGGAGGCCAGCAGCAAGGACCAUGCCUCCCAGCUCUCCCCAGUCCUGUCUAGGUCCCCGUCGGGGGACAGACCAGCAGUAGGACACAGUGGCUUGAAGCCCCUCUCUGGGGAGACCCCGCUCUCGGCUUACAAAGUGAAGAGCCGCACCAAGAUCAUCCGGAGACGCAGCAGCACAAGCCUUCCUGGAGACAAGAAAAGCGGCACCUCACCUGCCGCCACCGCCAAGAGCCACCUCAGCCUCCGGCGGAGACAGGCCCUCAGGGGGAAGAGCAGCCCUGUCCUGAAGAAGACCCCCAACAAGGGCCUGGUACAGGUCACCACGCACCGACUAUGUCGCCUGCCACCGAGCCGGGCCCACCUCCCCACCAAGGAAGCGUCCAGCCUGCAUGCCGUGCGGACUGCACCCACCAGCAAGGUGAUCAAGACCCGCUACCGCAUUGUCAAGAAGACGCCGGCCUCGCCUCUCAGCGCCCCGCCCUUCCCCCUGUCUCUGCCCUCCUGGCGGGCCCGGCGGCUCUCACUAUCCAGAUACCACUGUCCUUGCAAGGGCCGCAUGAAGUUUGCUGAGGUCACCACGCCUUUCCAGGGAGCUGAGCCGGAUUUGCUGUGUGGUCUUCGGAGGGGCUGUCCCAGGGCCUGGGAGUGGGGGGAUGUCUGCUGUGAGUCUCUUUAGACAGCAGUGACCUGAGGGGUCCUUGAGGGCCUAGGCAGGAUUCCUGGCCAGCCUGCCCCUCAGUAGCUGGCACAGACAGAGUGGGUCCUGGGCCGAUGACCCAGCCCAAAGGGUGGCACAGGUGCAGAGGGUCGCGGGCCCGCCAAGGACAGCUGCACCUGGCCGCCUGGCACCUCUGCCGGACGAGCUGAACUCGGCACUCCGGGGCCAUGAAGUCCCACUAAUACUUGUUUUUUUGCAGCUGACAUACAAAACACCAAUAGCUUCAGCUGAAAUGGAUUUUUAAAAGUGUCAUUUUAUGGAGAAUUUUACUUUCCAUCUUGUUGUUUAUUAGGCUCUUAAAGGGAAAGCUUGUAAUGCAUCCAUUGAUCGAAAUACCAAUUGAAUAGAUGUGAGCACAUAAAAUACAUAAAAUAGUCCCAGCCCCUCAUAAUGGAGCACGACGUUUGUAACGGAGGCAGUGUCAUUAGUAUUGCCCCCUGCCACCCAGCCAGGCUGCAGAGGCGCCUCCGAAUCCUUCUUAUUCAUUACUGGGGUGAGACGGGGCAGGGAUGGCCCUCGGAAGGACCAGUGCCCAGUGAGGAAGUCCUCAGAUGUCACAACAGAGCCUCCACCCCACGAGUCAGCCCAGGGGCCGGGGGAGCCAGCCGUGCUCAGCCUCAGCUGGACCAGUCGCACUCAAGGCUGUCCCUGUCCUCAGGGGCCCCCAAACAAGGCUGCUGUCCCUAAGGCUGCAUGGCUCUUUCCCCUCAUGGCGCCCCUGGCCGCUGGUGCAGGGCUCUCAGCUCCCACCCAGGCCUGUAACCCUGCCUGCCUGCUGAAGGUGUAUCCUGGAAAGCCAAGCGGCUGGACGGUCUCUGCAGGCCCCCAUACUGGGAGGUAGAUGCUGUGGGGGUGACAGCGGGACUAGAGAGCCCAUCUGGCCAUGGUGCCGGAGCCCCUGCUGAACAGCAGCUACUGCCCCAGGUACCUGGAGGCCCCUUGGAGCUGGUGAGGGCCCCACGGUCUGGGUAUAGGGGUUUGGAGGAUAGGGGGCCAGACUUGUGAGGAGUAAGUUAGAAGAGGGUUCUUUCUGUGAGAUGAGGUGGCCAUAGCCAUCGUGAGGCCUGCGUGGCCACCACGUAGUCAGAUUUCAGCCCUGGCAGCCACAGGCCCUUGAGCAUUUAGCCCUGCCCCUGAGAUCGUGGGGGCAGGGUCCAGGAGCCGGGAGCCCGCCUAGCACCCCCACUGCACGCCUCUGCUCUGUCUGGCCUGAGCGCCCCUCCCUGCCGGCCCAGCUUGGGCCCCUCCCAUGAGGGACUCUGUCUUCCUCCUCCGGAACUCAGGACAUUCUGUGAGUGUCUGUCCAGUAGAACCACCUCCCCUGCAUUGCCCCAGCCUCACGGGCUGGGCCUCUCCAGCCAAGGGCCCCAUGUAGCCUGGCCAACCCAUUCGGGGGCCGCAGUGGCUCAGCACCAGGAGAAACCGGGAGGGAGGCUUCCAGCCAGCCCCACACGCGCACACGCAUGGACACACAUGCAUGCUCGCCCUCCCGAGCCAGCACGGUGAUGGGGGUGUCAGCGUUUCCAGUGGAAAGCCCCACUUAAGCAGUUUAGUGCCUGUCAUGGCGCAGCUCUGCCUGACCUACUUGGGGAUUCGCUGCGGCGCCGCCUCCCCCCGGCCGCUCCUCUUCUGCUGACUUCGCACUCCCCGCUCGGGCUCCAAGCUUCGAAAAAUUGUGCUCCAUUUCCUGAAAAUGCUUCUCCGGUUGUUUUCUCUGUGUCUCAGCUGGACUGCCUGUUUACUGCACGUUGCCACUGGCCUGGGCGGCCUGGCCAGGGGCUGCUGGGUCCCCGGCCCACACACAGACACAACCCCGGCCUAGAAGGCCCUGAGGUCGUGUCCCCGUGGCCCGGUACCUGCUCCUGUGGUCCUGCCUCUUCUGGCUGCUAGGGCCGGGCCAAGACCUCGCUCAGCCCUUGGCCUCUCCUGCUGUCACCAUACUUAUGCCCCCGAGGGUCUUUCCACGUCUGCAUAUUGCACGUCCCUGUGUCACGUCCGUAGCAGCCUUGCCAUCGUCCUGGGGAGACAGGGACAGGCUCGCCCUUCUCGGAGCUCUCAGGGCAUGUGUUCUGACCAUGCCUCCCUCCUUGAGCCCCGCUGCUCCCUUUGUUCUCAGAGAGCCCAUCUUGCCCCAGCCCGCAUUCCCAGCGCCUGGCCCUUGCUGCCUGAGCCCACUCCUUGUAUCUGCUGACCAAGCCCUGGCAGCCACCUCUCUGCCACAGGUCUCCUUCCUGAGUGUCUGUAACUGACCAGGGCCUCCUGACCCUUCCCCACCCCACACUCCUCCCUUAGGACCUCUUAAGGUCCUGGGAGCCCCAGGGUGGCACACACUUGGGUGUGUUCUCGCAACACACAUUUACAGAGCCCCCUGCGUGCCCGGCACAUCCGCAGGGCCAGGGGUGCAGCAGUGGUCUUUGCAGAUACGGCCCCUGUGCUCAUUUUCCCCAGUGGUAAGUAGGGCCGGCCUCCCCAGUGCUGUGACAUCUGCACUUGGCCUCAGGCCUGCCCUGGGAUCUGGACAGAGGGACAGCACGUGCAAAGACCUGGCGCCAGGAGGGAGCACAGUGCUUUCCAGAAACCAGAACUUCCCAGGAGAACUGGAGUUCUAGGCUGGAGAGAGGCUGCAUGGGGGCUGUGGCCAGCAGGACCUGAGUGCCUGGCCCUGCAGGGCUUUCUAACCUGGUCAUCUUGAGAACGAGGGGACCCACUGCAGGGUCUUGGCAGGGACUUGAUCAAAUGUGCAGCUUUCAAACCAACUGGCAGGGUGGGGUGGGUGCAGCCCCCUUUCAGCUGUGAACCAGGGCGGAGACCCAGCUGGCUCAGUGCCGGCCUGGGGCUCUGCGUGGCAUGUUCAGGGCCUGGGCAUUGCCUCGGGGCAGGGCUUCUGCCAGUGGUGAGGCUGAGGGCCCUGGGCAGGGGGUCCGAGUGGAGGCUGAUGAGGCCCCUCAUGGGGAGAACUGCUGACCGACACUGGCUGCGGGGCCUGGCUGUGGGAGCAGGAGGGCCAGCUAGUGCUGGAGUGUGUUUAAAAGACAAGACUGGAGCUGGAUUGGCAGCAGCCGGAGGUGCAGAGCGACAACACGAGGGUCCUGGAAGGUCCCCAUCGUCCCUGUCUGCCUUCAGUUUCCCUCCCAGGGUCUGAUGUCCCCUCGCCGGCUCCACCGUGUGGCGGCGCUUGGCAGGAAGAAAUCUUCAAAUCCCAGCCCUCCCUGCUGUGGAGCCCCUGGCGGGUCUGGAGGGUCUGGGAGCAGCUCUCCCCUCUGCUGGCCUCGCCUCUCCCGCCCCUGGUCACACAGCGACCUCUCUGUUCCCAGGUGUUCUCCUCAAGCACAGACACAACCUCACGGAGUUCUCAGGGGCUCACGUGGGGUGGGAUGUCACCGAGGCUGGCAUGGGAACUUCGGUGGCGGGGAGGGAAGGAUGCUGAGGGGCUGCUAUGGGGAAGGAGCCCCUGGUUCCCAUCAGCAGCUCUCCUCCAGAUGAGGGUCUCUGGCCCCACUGUGGUCUGUGUUGGCCUUUGUGUAGCCGCUGGUCGCACCACUGGGCCUGGGAGCUGGGUUGGGAGGUGCUCCGGAGAGGCCCAGCCUUCCCAGGGCUGCCUGCAAUCUGGCCUAGGCCUCGAACCCCUGGCCACAUGACCCAAGGCCUUGGAAGACCCUGUUGAACAAGCCACAGAGCCUCAGGGAGGGUGUCCUGGGCAGCAUGUGUCUGAAGGUGCUGUGGGACUGGGCAAUCGGAAGAUACAGCUUUUGGGCUUAAAAGCUGCCUGUCUGUGGCCUGGACCCUCGGGUCCCACCAGUGUGUGUCCCGCCGGGGCAUCCUGGGUGCUGGGCUGCUUCCCGGGUCUCUAGGGUGGAGGAGGCCUCCCCCAGUCCCCUUACCACCUCUGCCUGAGUCAAGAGACCGGGCCCCUUCCCCAGCCUUCCUGCCAUGCCAGUGUGCCAGUCACGCUGACUACCAGGCCCAGCAUUCUCUGAUUGGUCUCAGAGCUGGGUCGCAUGGCACGGAGACACCGCAGGCAGUGCCCAUGGCAGGGAGCAGGACCUGAAAGGGCCCGGGUGCUCAGAGGGCUGGACUCACCCGAGGAGCCGCAUUGGUUUGUCAGAUGUGUUUCUGCUGAGCUGGGGCUUCUGCUGCUGGGAGCGCAAGUGCUGAGGCUGUCACCCUGGGGGCAGGCAGUGCACUGGGCCUGCUUGCUGUGCAUGCACUGCCCUGACUGCGAGGCCACUGAUCUGGGCCACGUGUAUGUGUGCAUCUGUGCCCAGGAUCAAUGACGUGGCCUGGGGUGAGGCCCCUCUCAGCCUGCACGGCCCACAUGACAUGGCGCGGGGGCUGCUCUGACCUGCCACGGGCAGUGCCCUCGGAGUGGGUAGAGUGUGGGUGUCCAGGGUUGGUCCUCAGAGUCCUUGCAUGGGCCACUUGGCAGCAGUGGCCCAGGCCAGGGCUUGCAGGCCCGGGAGCCUGGCAGCUGGCAGGCUGUGCGUGGGCAUGCCUUGUGGAUGCCGGCAGGGGAUGCACCAGGUUUGCCCCUGGGCUUUCAGGAAAACCAAGACCUCAGAGUGAGCCUCUCUCCCAUCUUGCCCAGGCCCCCAGCACCACUGAAGUCCUGGGGACAGGUGACAGGAGUCCCUGAGGGUCGAGAGCCAGAGGUCCGCCCGGCCCCCACUGUUGCUACCUGUGCCUAGCGAGGCUGGCAGCACUCAGCAGGUCCGAGGGGCCCAGGCUGAGGCAGGACAGGGGCUUUCAGAGACAGGAGGGCCUGGGCUCAGCCCUCUGGGCACCUGUGGUGCCCCUCGCCAGCCCGGGCAGCCUCUGGCCUGCAAGUUUCCAGCUACUCCUAAGGCAGUACUGCACAGACAGCUUCUUCAUACACCUGCUUUUGUAGUGUGUGUGUCUUUCUCCCCAUUACUGCUGCUUUUCAUUUAAAAUGUUAUCUCCCCCUCCUGGCCUUUGUCCCCCCCCAGGGAGGAGAGGGGAGGCCCAGCCUCGCCCUGGUGUAGUCAAGGUUAUGGUGAUAAAUCCUGGGGCAUUGUCACUUCUGUUCGGAGUAAAUUGGCUGGCUGCUUUUGGGCUGAAGGAAAGAUAAUUUGCUGUAGUAUUUCAAAUGGAUUAGAAAUGGAUUUGAAGGGAAAGUUCAUGCCUCCCAUUACAAAGGCGAGAAAGAAGACUAUCUUAAGGCACUGUUCCCUCCCUGGCCUUCAUUAUCCACGCUUAAUACCUUUCCUAUUUUCCAGCGUUAAUGAAAUUUCCUGGCAGCGUGGGCCUGCCGGACGGAUGGGAGAGGCCUUUAGAUCUGCAGCUCCCGUUGCGGAAAAGGAAUUACAGAGCCUUCCGUGAGGGCAGACGCGCGCUCCGGGUCCUUGGCCCUGCUAUUAUCUCAUUAAUUUCAUCCCCCUUCUCAAUGCAGUUCGUUUCCAAAGGCCAUCCUCUCCAUUAGGGUCACAAUUUACUGGAGUGCUGUGACACCCACGGCCGUGAAAAGCUACAAGGCCCUCGCCCCAUGCCCUCCCAGCACCCUCCUGCUGUAGGUUCCAAAGCCAGCCAGGCAGCCAGGGCGAGGGCAGGGGUGAGGGCAACCCUAGACAGCUCUCCGUCACCCCCGCCAACCUGCACAGGCCCGACGUUCUGCCACAGCAUCUUCCCAGGAUGCAGCUUCUCGGAAUGAGGCUCUUGGGCUAGGUGUGCUGAGCACCAGGAAGCGCCCUGCCCCAUUCCCGGGAGGCCCUGGGCUCCCAGGCUAUGGUGGGCAGUGGGGGGCUGGGAACAUUCCCAAGCAUGAAGAGCGGGCGCAGAUCCCGGGACGGCUCAGCAGGGGCUGCCACAUCUCCAUUCCGCCCAGAUCCUCUAAUGUCCUCUGGGUGUUCUCACACUCCAGUAAGGUGUUUUUUUUAGGAGGGAAGAGAAGGGGACAAGCUAAUUGUUCAUGUUCAUCCAUGAGAAUGAGCAGGGGCGGCUGGGCGCAGUGGCUCAUGCCUGUAAUCCCGGCACUUUGGGAGGCCAAGGCCGUCAGAUCACCUGAGGUCAGGAGUUCGAGACCAGCUUGGCCAAUGGGGUGAAACACCAUCUCUACCAAAAAUACAAAAAUUAGCCGGGCGUGUUGGCACAUGCCUGUAAUCCCAGCUACUCUGGAGGCUGAGGCAGGAGAACCUCUUGAACCCGGGAGGCGGAGGUUGCAGUGAGCCGAGAUCGCACCAUUGCACUCUAGCCUGGGUCACAAGAGCAAAACUCCAUCUCAAAAAAACAAAAAAAUAAGAAGGAGCGGGGGCAUGGCUGCUGUAGUGCCCAGCCAGGCCGAGGUCCUGAAACAGAGCUGAGGGGCGGCCCUGGUGGGUGGGGCGGUCCUGGAAGCUUCCAGUGCCUGCUGACCCCCAGAGGCCCUGAUGCCUCUGCCCCACGGGCCCUUCCCUGGGCCUGGCCAGCUGUGGCUGCCCCUGGGGGAGGGGAGCAAGUGCUGCAGCCCGGGCCUCGCCCUCCAUCCGGGUGCCUUUGGAGAGCCACACAGUGAGUGGGUGGUGGCCUGUCCCCAUGUGAGCCUCAGUCAGGGGGACACUCCUGCAGGUGAGUCCUUGCACACCUGGGUUCUGGGCCUCCCUCCCAACCAUCUCCUCAGGGAGUCCUGGCUGGACCCAGGUGGAGAGCUGGGUUGGCUCUGUUGCCUGCUCGUCCUUCCUGCUUUGUGGCGGCCAGGGUUGAACCCAGCCUGUGCCGUGGGCGGGGUCAGGCAUGCAGGAUUGGGUGCUUCCCCCGAGAGUGCAGACUUACCAUCUACUCACUGGAGCCUGUGGGGAGGCAGGGAGCUGGGGGCUCCCGGGAGCAAGUCCAGGCUGGCCCUGAGCAGCCUUUCCGGGGCGAGGACCACAGUUAGCUUUGGCCCCAGUUGUAUGAUGGCCAGAGGCUCUGUGAGUGGCUGGUGCUGCGGUGGGGGGGUGCACCCUGGCCACCAGCCCCCUCACCCUCCCAAUGGUGAGACCCCUGAGGCCUGUGAGUACUGUGGGGCUGGUGCAGGGCCCUGGGCUCAGCCUGACUGGGAUUUGGGGUCAAGCUGAGUGUCCCCCAGGUAGUGGCCGUAGCUCCUGUGGAAGGUCAGAACCUGCCUCUGAGCCCCCCAGGCUGAUGGGGUUCUCCAACUGAGAGGCUGGUGCAGGAGGUCCUGCCUGGCCUGCCUCCCUCCAGGCCUGGUGCCAGGAUAAGCUGAAGGUACAGGCCAUGCACCUGCUGGGCCUGCAGGCACCUGGAGGCCGGGGCUGCACUGGGACCCCAGGGUCUGAUGAGAGCCUGGAGGUCUGAGUCUGGCUGGCAGGAUGCCUACCCUCCACCCCUCUGGCCCAGACAGUGCCCGGCUGGGGGUUGGGGAGCAGCUGGAGUGUGCAGGGCGCAGACAGGAUAGGUGGGAGGUGGGGGCCAGCAGACCACUCAGCACUGCCAGGCCCCUUGGUGGGCUCUUUCCCGCCAAGAUUGGUGUUUGUGAACUUGAAUUUUAAUUAAAGGAAACUGGGUUAAGUGCUCCAGCCGCCGUGCUUGUACUUACACUGCAGCUCCCAUCCCCGGCACCGGGCUCUCUCUGCUCCCAUUCUCUCUCUAAUGGGCCCUUGGAGGCCCCCGGCUGCUGAGAAUUACCCCAGCUUGCAGGCAGAGGGACCAAGGCCCGGAGGGGUUGCAGGGCUGAGUGGUGGGGAUGGCGGUGGAACCCGACAGAAGGGCUGCUCCAUCCCCAGUACCACCAGGUCUGUUGGCUCCUCGUGGGUGGCUUUGAUGGAUAUGCUGCUGUCCCCCUGUACCUGCCCCAUCCAGCCAGACAAGCGAGCCCCACCUUCAUGCAUGCUGCGGGCCUGGGUCUAGGGGGCACCCCACCCUGGCCCAGACCAGCUGGAAAAGGGUCUCCUGCGGCUGUGGAUGGGUUGGGGGGCUCAGGUACUCCACAGCAGAGAGGGCUGUGUAGCUGCAGGGCCAUGGGGACCAGUGUGGGAUGGGGAGCGUAGAGCAGGGGCACAGCCCUGUGCCAGGCCUGAGCUGCCCGUCCUCGCCUCCCACUUGACUGGUCCCUUUGCUGCCUGCGCACCCAUGGCUGCCCAAAAAUGUCUUGCCCAGAUUUGCUGGGGGUGUGGUAUCCACCUCAGGGGUCAUGGCAGCUUGAGCAGAGCGUGAGCUCAUGUGGAAUCAAGCUCAAUUUGCCAGGCCCUGAGCCCCCCACCUUGGGGGCUGCUUGCCCGAGGGUCCGCAGGGCUGUGGGUGUGGCUGGCAGCUGCAGGGAGGUGCCUCUGGAGUGCAGCUCAGGCCCCUCUUGUCUUACUCUGCCCCUUGGCUUCCUGGAGGCUGUGGAGUAUUUGGCAGGAGUGGGGGCUGCCAGGGCUCAGGGUCUGUCGGCCUAGGUCUCUUCCUCUAGCCAGGGUCAUCAGCUCAGCUAACUCCAGGGGCUGUCGCGGCCUCUUCAGCCCUUGGACUUGAGGCAACAUCAGCAUUUCCCUCAAACAGCCUGGCCCGGGGUCUGUGAGGCUGUCCCCAUGCCCUCUCAGUGCAGGGCUCUCUGAGCUGUGGAUGAAGGGGAGGCAGGACAGGGUGGAGGAGGAGAAGAGGCAGGGUAGCCUGCUGACCCUAUGGUGUCUGUGGUCCUGACGGCCAGGGUGGUAUGUGCUGGGGCCGGUUGGUAGAAAUAGCCCCAGCCUUGAAGCCGACUCAAGGGAGCCUCAGCCCAGGUGCCAAGGGCCAGGUGUGCUUCUCACCAACACGCAGACACCUUGCAGCCCCUCUGCCCUGCAGCCCCAGGGACCCUUACCCUGCAGCACACAGCCAGGUGGUCAGGGCCCAGGGGUGGUUAUAUCCACGGGGAGGUGUGCACUGGAGGACGACGCUGCCCUCUCACCGUGGCUUCUAGGGGCGCAUGAGUUCCCAGCCUCGUGGGUGGGGUCGGGGGCGCCACCUCCUGGGACUCCUUGUCAGUGUUCCCUGAUGACGGCCAAAAUGUCCCUGAGGUGGGGGUUGGGGGCCAGAGGGGGACAGAGGUCUCUUGGCAGCUGGGCCAAUGGCCCGUGGUCACCCAGCUGGAGUGUGUACCCACCGCAAGUGCUGCUCCCUGUCCCCCUUGGGAGGCCAGGCCUGGGCUCGGCCCCUGGCACUGACCAUCAGAGCUGUAGUCUGUCCUGGGGCCAGGUUUG
Homo sapiens (human) is the source of this 11080-nucleotide messenger RNA. It is a transcript of the gene ZC3H3, whose product is annotated as zinc finger CCCH-type containing 3. Lineage: Eukaryota; Metazoa; Chordata; Mammalia; Primates; Hominidae. Gene Ontology annotation, molecular function: SMAD binding; R-SMAD binding; metal ion binding. Gene Ontology annotation, cellular component: mRNA cleavage and polyadenylation specificity factor complex; nucleus. Bases 27 to 1886 code for a protein of 619 amino acids. The transcript has 5 exons. The record is from RefSeq and is a predicted model, not a curated record.